Lolium perenne is the source of this 1946-nucleotide messenger RNA. Its product is annotated as aluminum-activated malate transporter 10. The record is from RefSeq and is a predicted model, not a curated record. Gene Ontology annotation, biological process: malate transport. Lineage: Eukaryota; Viridiplantae; Streptophyta; Magnoliopsida; Poales; Poaceae.
GAUCGUCUGCCCCGGAAACCUUUCUCUCGUUACUUCCGUGGAAGGUUUGCUUCCCUUCUCCCUCCUGUGACAUCCUGUCAGCUCUUAGCAUAAACCCAACAGAAUAAGUGACGCAGAAGCGAGACCACAGAGGUCAACCUAUAUAUAUAGUAGGGCUUCUAACAAGGCAGUGCCGGAGUCACAUUUUCUUGGUCGGAGAGGUGCACGCUUAACGAUAGGGACCAAUCUGAGCUUAGUAGCUACGUGCUUGCGCCGAUCAGCAUGGACGCCACCGCGAGGGAAGCGCAGAGUGGUCUGGAGUGGCGGGUGACGGUACCGGAGGGCGCGUCGGUGACGGUGGAGUACGAGUCUGGCCUGGCCGGGAGAGCGUGGGCGUGGCUGGUCUCCUGCGUGGCCGUGCUCGGAGCCAAGGUGUCCGGCUUCGCGAAGAAGGUCUGGAAGAUCGGCGCCGAUGAUCCCCGGAGGGCGGUGCACAGCCUCAAAGUGGGCUUGGCUCUCACCUUGGUCUCCGUCUUCUACUACACCCGGCCGCUGUACGAUGGCGUCGGCGGGGCUGCCAUGUGGGCCAUCAUGACAGUCGUGGUGGUCUUCGAGUAUACUGUUGGCGGCAGCGUGUACAAGGGGUUCAACAGAGCCGUCGCGACGGCGAGCGCCGGAUUGCUCGGGCUCGGCGUGAGCUGGGUGGCGAGCAAGUCUGGCGACAAGCUCGAGCCGAUCAUCACCACUGGCUCCCUCUUCUUGCUUGCUGCGGCGGCCACGUUCUCGCGGUUCAUCCCGACGGUGAAGGCGCGGUUCGACUACGGCGUGACCAUCUUCAUCCUCACCUACAGCCUGGUGGCCGUGUCAGGGUACCGCGUGGAUGAGCUGCUGGCGCUGGCGCAGCAGCGCCUCGUCACCGUGGCCAUCGGCAUCUUCAUCUGCCUCGCCGUCACCGUCCUCGUCUGGCCCGUGUGGGCCGGCCAGGAGCUGCACCUCCUCACCGUGCGCAACAUGGAGAAGCUCGCCGACUCCAUCGAGGCCUGCGUCGACGACUACUUUGCCGCCGACGCCGAGGAGGAGGAGAAGCGCGACCCCAAGGCCAGCAAGUCGGAGGGGUACAAGUGCGUGCUCAACUCCAAGGCGUCCGAGGACUCGCAGCGGAACCUGGCGCGGUGGGAGCCCGCGCACGGCAAGUUCGGCUUCCGCCACCCCUACGGCCAGUACCCCAAGCUCGGCGCCGCCAUGCGCCACUGCGCCUACUGCGUGGAGACCCUGCACAGCUGCGUCGGCGCCGAGGUCCAGGCCCCCGAGCACGUCAAGCAGCUGCUCAGCGACGUGUGCACGAGGCUCGGCGCGCAGUGCGCGCGGGUGCUGAAGGAGGCGUCGCGGUCCAUCGCCGCCAUGACGGUGUCCCGGGAGCUGGACUUGGCAGUUGCCGAGAUGGGCACGGCGGUGCACGAGCUACAGGGCGACCUGCGGGACCUCCCGUUUAGCCUGGCCAAAGAACCAGGAGAGGCGUCGCUGAUCGACGCCAUGCCGCUCUUCACCAUGGCGUCGCUGCUGACGGAGAUAUCGGCGAGGAUCGAGGCCGUCGUCGAGGCCGUCGAUACGAUGGCCAGCGUCGCAGGGUUCAAGCAGCCCGAAGAUGAUGACGAAAAAAAGGGAGAUGCUGAGUUGAAACUGAAAGUGCACCCAGUGAACGAGUCGGAUUCCGACGAGCCACCUGAAAACAACAGGAGCAAAGCAACCGUCUGAGCAAGCGUAAACAUCUAUGAAACCAAGUGCUCGAUACCAGACUACGUACAGGAGUAUGAUCAGACUUAACCUGACAAAACCAUCGAAACCCUUAUAUGUUCUGUCGGUAGUAGUUAUACGUACAUUCUUGUUUAUAACGUUGGUUAUUAUUUUCCGCGGAGAGCUUCACAUCCGCGGCAAUCAGGUCGAAUAAAACAGGCUUAUGAUGUUCA